AUGAGGGUUACCUGGGAAAUCUUCGGCAUGACUCUUCGAGGGCGCUUGCUGGACAAAAAUGGAGAUGCGCUGGAAGACGUCCAAGCAGUGGAGUUUGCCCCGCAGGAUGUGGAACUUGGCCCGCUGGAGUCCAAGAAGAUUCGGCUGGUCGCGGUGCCACGUCAGGAGGGGAUGCUGCAAAUCCAGGGCGUGAAGUGGAACAUCUUUGACUGCAACCAGGUGGUCUGCGAUAGGCCAUUCCAGCUGAAGGGGCGACGACUCAGAAGCACGCUUGAGCAGCGAGCUUCAAGGACGGGAAUGUACAGCGCAGAUCUUCGAAUGGAGAUUAAGGUGCGUUCCUGGAAGCCCCGUUUGCAAGCGCGCUUGGACGGGUGGCCGUCACCGCCAGAGCAGCCAUCCGAAGAGCCGCCUGCGGCGUUGAUGCAAGGUGAACUGCAUCGCUGCAGUCUCAUCAUCAAAGCCGGUGAUGCGGAUUGCCCUUUGAGACUGCUGCAAGUUGCCACGUCACAUCCCCAGUUUGUUGCGGUGGAGAACGACAGCCUGGGCAAUCAGGGCGCCAGUGCGGAACUAACGGCUGAGGGCAUCCGGUUGCAGGGAGACCUGCAAAGUCUUUUCGACGCUGCCACGCAUGAGUUGAAGCUACAAGUCCUACUUCGUCUGGAUGCUGGCGCUCACACGCUCCGCUUUCUCAUUCUAGCUGAGGCGGGCGUUGCAGACGUGCCCAAGAGUGACCAGAGGCAAUGGAUAACCUUGGAGGAGCAGGUGGUUGUGCAACCAGCUGUAUCUGUGACAGCCAGGCCAAGCCCUUCAUUCUCGUCCGACGGCCGGUUCAUCUUCACUUGCCUGGUCGAGAACCGUCUUGCCACUCCAGUGCAAGUUGUUGGUAUCAGCGGCUUUUGCGAUUUGGCGCCAGCGCCGCUGGACCUGCAGGCCUUCACAGCAGGUGAGCAGCUCGUUGCUCCGGGCGAUUCAGUUCAAUUGCUCUAUGCCUUGUGCUGGCCUGCCGAAUCCGUGCAUGUGGCAACACGGCCUGCAAGGUGGCGGCUUCUGCAGGCUUGUCGGCAGGCAGCUGCAUGCAGCUCGAAAUCCAAGUCGAAACCUUGCAGAAAGUCCACCACCACAGACUUGGCAAUCCAGUGGCGUUCAGAAGGGAGGGUCGGCGAGGCCUUCUGUCUGCAAGUGCCUUUGGAACGCCCAGAAGCCCCACCAUGUCCUCUCGACCUACACUUGUUGGCCCCUGAUACAGCCGAGGUGGCACAGCUGGUACCCGUGACAGUCAAAAUCCGCAAUGCGUCUUUGGCAGGUCCCGUGUCCUUUUACUUCAUGGCUGAGUCCACAACAGACUUGGCAUGGGUGGGCUGCGAGCGGUCAGAAAUAAUCCGGCUGCCUGCCAAUGAGUACCACUCAGAGAUAAUCCAAGCGUAUUUCAGCCAACCAGGGAUCUAUAAUCUUAACCGCUUUCGGCUCUACGUCGUUGGCAUGCCUUCCAGCACUGUGCCAGCAUCUGAACAGGCGCCCAUGGCAUUUGCUGUGCCCUUUGAGCGGCUUCUGCAUGUUCAGGCUGUCGACUCGCUUGAUUCAAUGAAGAAAAAGACGCCCGAGAUGCGCUGA
Messenger RNA from Symbiodinium pilosum, 1611 nucleotides. NCBI's taxonomy places the organism in Eukaryota, Dinophyceae, Suessiales, Symbiodiniaceae. The record is from the annotation of a GenBank genome assembly.